CCUGGCGCCGUCGGGGACGGGGCGGGGCUGGCGGCGGGGGCGGGGACCCGGAGCAGGAAGAUGGCGGCGGCGCAGGAGGCGGACGGGGCCGGCAGCGCCGUGGUGGCGGCCGGGGGAGGCAGCUCUGGUCAGGUGACCAGCAAUGGCAGCAUUGGGAGGGACACGCCAGCAGAGACCCAGCCUCAGAACCCUCCACCCCAGCCAGCCCCCAAUGCCUGGCAGGUCAUCAAAGGCGUUCUGUUCAGGAUCUUCAUCAUCUGGGCCAUCAGCAGCUGGUUCCGCCGAGGGCCGUCCUCUCAGGACCAGUCGGGCCCUGGAGGGGCUCCACGCGUCGCCAGCCGAAACCUAUUCCCCAAAGACACUCUAAUGAACCUGCACGUGUACAUCUCAGAGCACGAGCACUUCACAGACUUCAAUGCCACCUCGGCUCUCUUCUGGGAGCAGCAUGACCUGGUGUAUGGUGACUGGACCAGUGGAGAGAACUCCGAUGGCUGCUAUGAGCACUUUGCAGAGCUUGACAUCCCACAGAGUGUACAGCAGAAUGGCUCCAUCUAUAUCCAUGUCUACUUCACCAAGAGUGGCUUCCACCCAGAUCCCCGGCAGAAGGCCCUGUACCGCCGGCUUGCCACUGUCCACAUGUCCCGGAUGAUCAACAAAUACAAGCGUAGGCGAUUUCAGAAAACCAAGAACUUACUGACAGGAGAGACAGAAGCUGACCCAGAAAUGAUCAAGAGGGCUGAGGACUAUGGCCCUGUAGAAGUAAUCUCGCACUGGCACCCCAACAUCACCAUCAACAUCGUGGAUGACCAUACACCAUGGGUGAAGGGCAGUGUGCCACCCCCACUGGACCAAUAUGUGAAGUUUGAUGCCGUGAGUGGUGACUACUACCCCAUCAUCUAUUUCAAUGACUACUGGAACCUGCAGAAGGAUUACUACCCUAUUAAUGAGAGCCUGGCCAGCCUACCACUGCGUGUCUCCUUCUGCCCGCUGUCACUAUGGCGCUGGCAACUCUAUGCUGCACAGAGUACCAAGUCACCCUGGAACUUCUUAGGUGACGAGUUGUAUGAGCAAUCUGAUGAGGAGCAGGAUUCAGUGAAGGUUGCUCUGCUGGAGACCAGCCCAUAUCUUCUGGCACUCACCAUCAUCGUCUCCAUUGUCCACAGUGUCUUCGAAUUCCUGGCUUUCAAAAAUGACAUUCAGUUCUGGAAUAGUCGUCAGUCCCUGGAGGGGCUGUCGGUGCGCUCCGUCUUCUUUGGCGUUUUCCAGUCCUUUGUGGUUCUUCUUUACAUCCUGGACAAUGAGACCAACUUCGUGGUACAGGUCAGCGUCUUCAUUGGGGUCCUUAUCGACCUCUGGAAGAUUACCAAGGUCAUGGACGUCCGGCUGGACCGGGAGCAUAGAGUGGCAGGAAUCUUCCCUUGCCCAACCUUCAAAGACAAGUCCACCUACAUUGAGUCUUCAACCAAAGUAUAUGAUGAUAUGGCGUUCCGGUACCUGUCAUGGAUCCUCUUUCCCCUGCUGGGCUGCUAUGCCGUCUACAGCCUCCUGUACCUGGAGCACAAGGGCUGGUACUCCUGGGUGCUCAGCAUGCUCUACGGCUUCCUGCUGACCUUUGGCUUCAUUACCAUGACACCGCAACUCUUCAUCAACUACAAGCUCAAGUCUGUGGCCCAUUUGCCCUGGCGAAUGCUCACCUACAAGGCCCUCAACACUUUCAUUGAUGACUUGUUCGCUUUUGUCAUCAAGAUGCCUGUUAUGUACCGGAUUGGCUGCCUGAGGGAUGAUGUGGUUUUCUUCAUCUACCUCUACCAACGGUGGAUCUACCGCGUCGACCCCACCCGUGUGAACGAGUUCGGUAUGAGUGGAGAGGAUGUCUCAGCAGCGGCAUCUAGGGCCCAGGCGUCUACUGCAGCAGGGCCUCUCACACCUGCACCCAGCACAGCUGUCACCGGAGAGGAUGCCUCAACAGUCCCAAAGGCCACUCCUGGGGCCUGCACUGCCAGUCAGUCCCAGGAAGCCCCUCCAAAGCCAGCAGAGGACAAGAAAAAGGAUUAGCCACUGCAGUCCUCAUCUGCUUCUGGUGACUGACCACCACCCACCACCUAGGCCCCUCCCUUACCCUCCUUGUCGCCCUCUUCCUGGACAGAUCAGGCCGGGGCGGCAGGAGGCCCCAGGGCCAGAGCCCAAUGUGUGAGAUGGGGCCGGGCAGGCCGGGGCUGGCUGUGUGUAUGUGGAGGCACCAUCCAUCGUCUUGUCUGUCUGUUCCUAUGUGUUUGCAGACAUCUCGCCCUGCCAGCCCAGCACCAUCGGGAAUCAUGGUGAAGCCAAUAUGGCGCCGAGGGUGGGCCAGGCGGGGAAGGGGCCAGGGCUCCUCUGUGGGAUGCCUGUGGUCCUCCAUCAUCUUGUCCCUUGUCCCCUGACCACUCUGCUCCCAGACCGCCACCCUUUAACACAGUUUGGAUUUAAUAAAUUCAUAUGGGUGUUUAACUUAAGCUCAACCA
This is a messenger RNA of Mastomys coucha (southern multimammate mouse), 2501 nucleotides long. It is a transcript of the gene Clptm1, whose product is annotated as CLPTM1 regulator of GABA type A receptor forward trafficking. The record is from RefSeq and is a predicted model, not a curated record. The transcript is spliced from 14 exons. Gene Ontology annotation, cellular component: endomembrane system; membrane. The coding region runs from base 61 to 2055 and encodes 664 amino acids. NCBI's taxonomy places the organism in Eukaryota, Metazoa, Chordata, Mammalia, Rodentia, Muridae.